Aspergillus mulundensis is the source of this 1353-nucleotide messenger RNA. RefSeq lists its product as uncharacterized. Gene Ontology annotation, molecular function: metallopeptidase activity. The record is from RefSeq and is a predicted model, not a curated record. The transcript has a single exon. Bases 1 to 1353 code for a protein of 450 amino acids. Lineage: Eukaryota; Fungi; Ascomycota; Eurotiomycetes; Eurotiales; Aspergillaceae. Gene Ontology annotation, biological process: proteolysis.
AUGCCACCUAAGAAUGUCUCCCAGCAGAAAACAUGCAGCCACCAAUCUCUAACAUACUCUCCCUCCCCUUACGCCUCCCAAAUCAACUACACCCAGCCAUCCCUGAAAGACUGCCAAUCCGCAACCAAGCCAUCUCUACCCAACAUCCCAGCACCAGCCACAAGAACAGAUAAUGAGAACUUCCCGGCACCGCUAGUAUUACCUGGUGAUGAUCUCGCCCUCGACCCAGAGUACCCUCCCCAAUCAUUCCAGGAGUGGUACGACGAGGAGGAGCGGAACGCCGUCACGGCAAAGCGAAAGACCGUCUACAUUAUCGGCCCACCUGGCAUUGACAAGUCCGUCAAAGAGAUAGAAAGCUGGACUAUUCCCAACGUUUCAAGUCCAAGAGCCGAAGAAAAUCCCGCAAAACCAGCGAUGGAGGCCAUAACCCCGUACCUCUCCGCCUUCUUCCACGGCCUGCCGGUAAAAGAACUUAAGCCUGCAGCUUCAAAAUGGAAAUUCGUUCCAUGGACAGAGUCCGGCUCAAAGAGCAGAAAGUCGAAGAAAGCGAAGGAAUCCUAUAUCGCUCUCUCCACGCCCACGGACGAAGAAAUCCGCAUCCGCGCCCGUCCGUGUCCAGCUUCGGAUGGACUGUACACGCACCAACUUAACCUGGAUGAUCUGCUAGAUGUGGCCAUUGCCAUUCUCCCCAGCGACGCAUACGCCCUGUGCAUGCUUACCCACUACGAUCUGUACGAGGACGACGACGACCUCUUCGUCUGCGGGCGUGCGUACGGCGGGUCUCGUGUGGCUGUUGUUUCGACGGCGCGGUAUAACCCGCUACUUGACGAGGCACUUGGCGUCGAGGGGGCGCAUGCGUGGCCGGGGGCUCAUUGUGCGGAGUAUGUUGAGGGUGUUUGUAGGGAGAAUGAUGAUGGGCCGAAAACGAAGAGAGCCAGAACCAGGACUCCGAAGCCAAAGGUGCCAGAAAAGCGCAAUGGCCCGCUUGAAGCUGCCAUUGCUGCAUUCAACCAUCGAGAAGAGGGACAGGAUAAUGGACGUAAUACCUUGUCAAGCCUAUGGCUCUACCGCACCCUCCGCACCGUAUCCCACGAGCUCUGCCACUGCUUCGGACUAGACCACUGCGUUUACUACGCCUGCAUCAUGCAAGGUAGUGCCUCGCUACCGGAAGACGCGCGGCAGCCGCCGUAUCUGUGUCCUGUGGACCUGGCCAAGGUGCUUGCUGCUACGGGGUCGAGUGCGGCGGAGCGAGACCGCGCGUUGCUGGUGUAUUGCGAGCAGAAGGGGGUUAAGGGGGAUAGGCAUUUUGGGGGGUUUGCGGCGUGGCUGGGUGCGUCUUUGAGGUUGUCUUGA